Diaporthe citri is the source of this 1887-nucleotide messenger RNA. RefSeq lists its product as uncharacterized. Lineage: Eukaryota; Fungi; Ascomycota; Sordariomycetes; Diaporthales; Diaporthaceae. The transcript has 4 exons. Gene Ontology annotation, molecular function: serine-type carboxypeptidase activity. Gene Ontology annotation, cellular component: fungal-type vacuole. The record is from RefSeq and is a predicted model, not a curated record. Gene Ontology annotation, biological process: proteolysis. Bases 1 to 1887 code for a protein of 628 amino acids.
AUGCUGCCUUUUCCGUCUCUGUGGGCUUUCGCCUGUGUAGCUGCUCUGAUCAAGCCGUCCUUAGGUCAAUUUCCUCCGGCACCCGAGGGAGUGACGGUACUUAAUUCGAAGUUCAAUGAGAACAUCACGAUUAGCUACAAAGAGCCCGGACUCUGCGAAACAACCGAGGGCGUGAAGUCGUACGCCGGAUACAUUCAUCUCCCUCCCGGAACCCUCGAGGGCGUGGGCCAAGAGCAGGACUAUGCCAUCAACACGUUCUUCUGGUUCUUCGAAGCCAAGAAUGAUCCUGAGAAUGCCCCUCUCUCAAUUUGGUUGAACGGCGGCCCCGGCAGCUCUUCGAUGCCUGGUAUCUUCAACGAGAAUGGUCCCUGCUACAUCAAUGAGGAUUCCAAUUCUACGACCCUCAGAGACUGGUCAUGGAAUGACAAUGUCAACAUGCUGUACAUUGAUCAGCCUGUUCAAGUCGGGUUCUCAUACGACUCCCUGCGGAAUGUCACCAGGGACUUGUUUGCCGGAGUACAAACUCUGAACGCUUCCGAUCCAAUACCGGAACAAAAUGCCACGUUCCAGACAGGCACGUAUGCGAGUGGCGACCGCAAUACGACAAGCUGGGGUAGCCGAAACGCCGCCAUCGCCCUGUGGCAUUUCUCCCAGGUAUGGUUCCAAGAGUUCCCUGGCUACCACCCCAACGACGACCGAAUCAGCAUUGCCACGCAGUCUUAUGGUGGCCGCUAUGGGCCGGCCUUUGCAGCCUACUUCCAGGAACAGAACGAGAAGAUUGAGAAUGGUACCUGGGACGGCACCGAUGGGGAGAAGUACAUCUUGGACCUGGACACGCUGCUCAUCGUCAACGGCUGCAUCGAUCGUCGAGUCCAAUGGCCUUCAUACCCCGAGAUGGCCUUCAAUAACACAUAUGGAAUCGAGACAGUCAACGAGACGGUCUAUGAAGGAAUGGUGGACGCAUUUUACCGUGAGGGCGGUUGCCGAGACCGGAUCGACGCCUGUCGUGAGAUCUCAGCCAUCUAUGACCCAGAUAACAUCGGCAUCAACGCAACUGUCAACGAUAUUUGCGAGGAUGCUGAGACGUAUUGCACGAACAACGUUCGAGACCCAUACCUUGAGAUCUCUGGUCGCGACUACUACGAUGUUACCCAGAUUGACCCAACACUAUUCCCGCCGCCGUUUACCCCAGGCUAUCUCAACCAGGAGUGGGUUCAAUCGGCCCUCGGCGUCCCGUUGAAUUUCAGCGGUAGCUCGUCCGCAUCUUCGUCGGCAUUCCGCGACAUCGGUGACUAUCCUCGUCCAGGCUGGAUCGAGGACAUUGCGUAUCUGCUAGAGAACGGAAUCAAGGUCUCACUUGUAUACGGCGAUCGAGACUUCGCAUGCAAUUGGAUUGGCGGCGAGCAAGUAUCCCUCGCCAUCCCAUGGGAAGAACAAGACAACUUCGCUGCAUCAGGCUACCAGCCCCUCGUGACCAACAGCAGCUACGAGGGCGGCCAGGUGAGACAGUACGGCAACCUGUCGUUCAUCAGGGUAUACCAGGCCGGCCACGCCACUCCUUCCUAUCAGCCUGAGUCCGCCUACCGUAUCUUUAACCGGGCUCUUUCCAACCGCGACAUUGCAACCGGCGAGAUCGAUACCGCGACAAAUACUACAUAUGGUACUGUAGGUCCGGCAGACACCUUUGGAAUCAAGAAUGAGGUGCCCCCUCAGUACGAAGACUUCUGUUAUGUGCUUGACCCAAGCACGUGUACAGAGGAGCAGGUUGCGGCUCUGCGUGACGGCACUGCUGUCAUCGAGAACUAUAUUAUGACCGAGCCAGCUUAUACCACUGACUCGAUUCGUGGUGUCAAGGUUAUGGCACGAGAAAUAAUUGAUGGGCAGUAG